AUGGGAUUUCAAGAUGACAAUUCUCCAUCCGUCGUUGUCGUCGUCGAUACUUCUACGAGAUCGAAUGCCGGAACGGUCAAAGUUGAGACCCAGACCAAUACUGUUCGCGCGAAACAGACGCCGCCGCCGCCGCCACCGCAGUCGUCUUCCGAUAGCACUCCUGUCGGUGCAGUAGUGGGUGGUGUUGUCGGUGGUGUCGUUGGCCUUGCGCUCCUGCUGCUACUUGCUUGGCUACUAUACCGGCAUAUUCGCAACCGGAAAACCACGCGCGCGCUUGAUACAGCGUAUGCUGUGGCCGGUGUCGGUGGAGGAGGCGUCGACCGCCGUGCACGCACGCGGGGAAACGAUACAGAGAACCCCGAUAUGCUGUGGCACAAUUCAUUUGGGUCGGUCCCGCUUGUCGUGCCAGUUGGAGGCGCCGACCCCGAGAUUGACUAUGCAUACCGUAACAGUUCACAAACGUCUCCACCACAGUCGCUGCCUUCGGAUCCUAAGCUAAGCAGUCGUAUGUGGCCCCACCAACCCGGGCCUGCGGCUGUGGAAAUGCAGCGUAUGCAGAGCGGUGGCGCGUACGCGCAAGACAGCGCCUCGCAUAAAACGUCCGUUCGAAGCAGGCAGAGUGAGCUCGCUGCGCCGAUGGCGGAAUGGAGUGCAUUGGCGCCGGCAUUCACGGAUGUACCGGCCAUGGGCGAGCCGUUAGAGACAAGCGAGCAGGCGGACGUGCAUAACGAGUCAGCCCCAGAACGAGCGCCUGUAAUGAUCCACGCGCCGAGUCGCCAGCCCAGCUCUGUGUCGGUGCUCCAAUCCCCAUCUUCUGCGUACAUGUGGCUUCCAGCGCGUGAUUGGCAAGAAGAGGAGAAUGUUGGGCGUCCAGAAGAGCAGAUUCCUUCAGGGACGCAAGACGCCGAGGAAGAGCAGAAGCUCAGCUCCCAGCUCUGGCGCACGAACGGCGCGCUUCGUGUUGCCAACUAG
This is a messenger RNA of Malassezia vespertilionis, 972 nucleotides long. RefSeq lists its product as uncharacterized. The transcript is spliced from 2 exons. The record is from RefSeq and is a predicted model, not a curated record. The coding region runs from base 1 to 972 and encodes 323 amino acids. Lineage: Eukaryota; Fungi; Basidiomycota; Malasseziomycetes; Malasseziales; Malasseziaceae.